AUGGCAGCCACUAUACUACGAAAAGUGUCUCAAGGGGAACAUAGGAACAGAAGUGUCGAAAUCGACCUCAGCCAUGUGAACAGAAUGACAAAAUUACUUCUCCUCCUAGGAAUAAUAGUUCGUGUAAUUAUUUAUUACUAUAGCCUGUGGCAUGACAACAAUUUUGAUGUGAAGUUUACAGAUGUCGACUACUAUGUCUACUCAGACGCUGCCAAAUAUAUUCUGAGGAAUGAAUCUCCUUAUAAACGAUACACCUAUAGAUACACACCCCUAUUAGCUUACUUGAUGGUGCCAAAUUUUCUUUUUCAUUUUUCCUUUGGCAAAAUAUUGUUUUCUUCAUUUGAUUUCCUCAUCGCAAUUGUUCUAAUUAGAAUCUUAAGAAUUAAAUACCCUUCAUGCAAGAAUUACAUUUUUUAUGUUUCCAUGUGGAUCCUAAAUCCCAUGGUGAUCAUCAUAUCCAUUAGGGGCAAUGCCGACUGUAUCCCCUGCUUAUUCGUUUUCUUAACUCUCCUUUGCAUUUAUCAAAAGAAAAUUUACCUCGCAGCUAUUUUUUAUGGGCUAGCUGUUAAUUUUAAAAUAUACCCCAUUAUCUAUGCCCUUCCUUUGAUGCUUUAUCUGAACAAGAAUUAUUUGGCCAAGGACAGUUUUUUCCAAGGGGAUAAACAACAGGAGGACCUCUGUGUAAAUCCUAUCAGCCGCACUCUUCGCUCAAUUGCUCAAUUUUCUACUGGACUCAUUAAAUUAAACCGGGAUCAGCUGGUGUUUUCCCUCUGCAGUUUUAGCACCUUUAUGUUGCUAAACGGAAUAUUCUAUCGAAUGUACGGAUACACAUUUCUGCACGAGUCCUUCAUAUACCACCUUGUGCGUCGGGACCACAGACACAACUUUUCCCUAUUCUUUUAUCUUAUGUACUUGACCAUUGAGGGGAACUCCAAGAUCAUCCCCCUCAUAACAUUUGUGCCCCAAGCUGUGCUGGUGGCGCUGUUCGGCUUUAAGUACGCGCGGGCUAAUUUGGAAUUGUCCAUGUUCCUGCAGACCCUUGCCUUCAUUGCCAUGAACAAAGUGUGCACUUCACAGUACUUCAUUUGGUGCCUCCCCUUCAUUCCGGUUGUCCUACACUCCAUAACGUUAAACAGGAAAAACAUAGCCCUUAUUGCGGGAGCAGUGUUCUUAUUUAUUUUAGCCAAGGCGAACUGGCUCUUGUGGGCGUAUUACCUUGAAUUUAAAGGGUAUAACACCUUUCUCCAGUUGUUCUACUCCUCUGUUUUGUUCCUUAUUUCUGAGAUGAUCAUCUGUUGGGUUUUUAUGUACCUUCAUUUUGCGGAACAGAAGAAGGAGGUAUAA
This is a messenger RNA of Plasmodium knowlesi strain H, 1344 nucleotides long. Its product is annotated as GPI mannosyltransferase 1, putative. Gene Ontology annotation, molecular function: alpha-1,4-mannosyltransferase activity; GPI mannosyltransferase activity. The record is from RefSeq and is a predicted model, not a curated record. The transcript is spliced from 8 exons. Gene Ontology annotation, cellular component: glycosylphosphatidylinositol-mannosyltransferase I complex; membrane. Gene Ontology annotation, biological process: GPI anchor biosynthetic process. The coding region runs from base 1 to 1344 and encodes 447 amino acids. NCBI's taxonomy places the organism in Eukaryota, Apicomplexa, Aconoidasida, Haemosporida, Plasmodiidae.